Spinacia oleracea (spinach) is the source of this 1423-nucleotide messenger RNA. RefSeq names its product syntaxin-132. Gene Ontology annotation, cellular component: SNARE complex; endomembrane system; plasma membrane. The transcript is spliced from 13 exons. The coding region runs from base 242 to 1165 and encodes 307 amino acids. Gene Ontology annotation, molecular function: SNAP receptor activity; SNARE binding. The record is from RefSeq and is a predicted model, not a curated record. NCBI's taxonomy places the organism in Eukaryota, Viridiplantae, Streptophyta, Magnoliopsida, Caryophyllales, Amaranthaceae. Gene Ontology annotation, biological process: exocytosis; vesicle fusion; intracellular protein transport.
UAUACUCUCUCUCUGAACUCAGUCUUUUUCCCCCUUUUUGGCCAGGUUGUCUCUCCAUUUUCUCUCUCGUCUUCCUUCAAAUCCCAGGAGAGAAACAAAACCCAGGUCAACAAAUUGCAGAUACAGCUCUUCAAAUUUUGUAUUUUCUCGAAAUUCCAAAAAGGGGGAAUUCAUAGAUCGACCCACUUCAUUUUUGGGUUCAACUUUGCUGAGGAAGAAAGGGUUUAAUCAAUUUUCAACAAUGAACAAUUUACUUUCGGAUUCGUUUGAGAUUCCCCGUGGGGAAUCAUCUCGAAGAGGUGAUCUUGAGAUGGGGGAAAAUCUCCAAAAUUCAGGAGAAUUGGGUUUGCAAACUUUCUCAAAGAAGGUUCAAGAGAUAGACAAACAAUAUGAGAAGAUCAAUGAGCUUCUAAGAAAACUUCAGAACGCUCAUGAAGAGUCAAAAGCUGUGACAAAGGCUUCUGCUAUGAAAGCUAUCAAGAAGCGCAUGGAGAAAGACGUGGAUGAAGUUCAAAAGAUUGCUCGGCUUAUUAAAACGAAAAUAGAAGACCUUGAUAGAGAUAACUUUUCAAGCCUGCAGAAGCCUGGAUGUGGAAAAGGAACAGCCAUUGAGCGCACCAGGACAACACAGACAGUUGCAUUAAAAAAGAAAUUGAGAGAUAAGAUGGCGGAAUUUCAGACAUUACGUGAAAAUAUUCAUCAAGAGUACCGGGAAGUUGUUGAGCGUCGUGUUUAUACAGUAACGGGUCAAAGAGCUGAUGAAGAGACGAUUGAUCAAUUAAUUGAGACUGGUGAUAGUGAACAAAUCUUUCAGAAAGCAAUACAAGAGCAAGGUCGUGGUCAGAUAAUGGACACACUUGCAGAAAUACAAGAACGCCAUGAUGCUGUAAGAGAUGUAGAGAGAAAGCUGCUCGAGCUACAACAGAUUUUUCUAGAUAUGGCUGUUUUGGUCAACGCCCAGGGAGACUUGCUCGACAAUAUCGAGUCACAGGUUUCAAAUGCUGUAGAUCAUGUCACCUCAGGAAAUGUAGCAUUGCAAAAGGCAAAGAGCUUGCAGAGGAACUCUCGUAAAUGGAUGUGCUUUGCAAUAAUAGCCCUUCUUAUCAUUGUUGCUAUCAUUGUUCUGGGUGUACUCAAGCCAUGGAAAAGCAAGAACGGUGCUUGAUCUCUACUUCCUUCCGUACAUUCUCUAUACAUAUAACAUCAUGUGAAAUCCCGCCCCCCUCCUGAAAAACAGAAAAGUAAGAUUUUGUGUAUUCGUAAUCGUGGUCCUUGUAACUUGAUCAGCUUGGUGUGAAUUAGUAGUAGUUCCAAUAUCUCCAAACCUAGGUUUUGCCUCUUGUUUCAGGCCUGUUUUGAUCCCUAUUUUCUCUUCUGAACGCCUUACCCUUGCAUAUUAUUCUUUUUGGCGUCACCAUUUUCA